AAUAUUAGAAGGACAAACGUAAUAGGAGGGGUAGUUAUAUACGUAAAUGAAUAAUCCAUUUUCUUGACUCUCAAGGAAAAAUUUGAUAUCCAAAUUAAGAGAAAAGCAAACAAAUAACUGAAAAUAAUGAAUUAUACUUACUAGUUAAGUAUUGAAAACUACAACCAACUGCCCCCUAUAAAAGCAACACAUUCAUAACAAGACUUUGAACAAAUCAACAAUGGAAUAUCAGUAUAUUGUGGGAGUGGGAGGGAUCUUGGUUAGCACUUUGGUGUUUUUGUUUUCGGUCUACAGUUUUUCAGAGAAGAGGAAGAUCACAGGUUCAAGUUCAUCAAUAUAUGUUAAGUUUAAAGGAGGGUCUGCAGCAGAGGCAUCACAAGAUGGAGGAGCAUACACUCAAGAGGCUGAAGAAAGCAGAGAUGUUAUCAUUGUCGGCGCCGGAGUUGCCGGUGCAGCUCUUGCUUACACGCUUGGAAAGGAUGGAAGGCAAGUGCAUGUGAUUGAAAGAGACUUGAAUGAACCUGACAGAAUUGUUGGUGAAUUGCUUCAGCCUGGGGGAUAUCUCAAGUUACUUGAAUUGGGUCUUCAGGAUUGUGUAGACCAGAUUGAUGCUCAGAAAGUGUUUGGCUAUGCUCUUUACAAGGAUGGAAAGAACACCAGGCUGUCUUAUCCCUUGGAAAAUUUUGACAGUGAUGUUUCUGGUAGAAGCUUUCACAACGGCCGCUUCAUUCAGAGAAUGCGAGAAAAGGCUUCUUCUCUUCCAAAUGUAAAAUUGGAGCAAGGAACUGUCACAUCUCUACUUGAAGAAAAUGGAACCAUCAAAGGUGUGCACUACAAAACCAAGAGUGGACAAGAGUUCAUAGCAAAGGCUCCCCUGACCAUAGUAUGUGAUGGAUGCUUUUCCAAUUUGAGGCGUUCUCUUUGCAAUCCCCAGGUUGAAGUACCUUCUCAUUUUGUAGGCCUUGUCUUAGAGAAUUGUAACCUGCCAUAUGCAAAUCAUGGACAUGUUAUCUUGGGUGAUCCUUCACCAAUUCUGUUUUAUCCAAUCAGCAGCACCGAGAUUCGAUGUUUGGUUGAUGUGCCUGGCCAAAAAUUACCUUCUGUUGGUAAUGGUGAUAUGGCUCAUUAUUUGAAAACUGUGGUAGCUCCUCAGGUUCCUGGAGAGUUGUAUAAUUCUUUUAUAGCAGCAGUUGAUAAGGGUAACAUAAGAACAAUGCCAAAUAGAAGCAUGCCUGCUUGGCCUUACCCCACUCCCGGCGCGCUUCUGAUGGGAGAUGCCUUCAACAUGCGCCACCCUUUAACCGGAGGAGGAAUGACCGUGGCCUUGUCUGACAUUGUUGUGCUAAGGGAUCUGCUUAAGCCUCUGCAUGAUCUCCAUGAUGCUUCUUCUCUUUGCAACUAUCUUGAAUCUUUCUACACCUUGCGCAAGCCAGUGGCAUCUACAAUAAACACUUUAGCUGGUGCAUUAUACAAGGUGUUUUGUGCAUCACCUGAUCCUGCUAGGAAAGAAAUGCGCCAGGCAUGUUUUGAUUAUCUGAGCCUUGGAGGUGUUUUCUCAAAUGGACCAAUAGCUCUACUAUCCGGCCUAAAUCCGCGGCCGCUCAGCCUCGUUGCUCAUUUCUUUGCUGUUGCUAUAUAUGGUGUCGGCCGCCUGCUCAUACCAUUUCCUUCUCCCAAUCGGAUUUGGAUCGGAGCUAGACUGAUUUCAGGUGCAUCAGGCAUCAUUUUCCCCAUUAUCAAGGCCGAAGGAGUGAGACAAAUGUUCUUCCCUGCAACUGUGCCGGCAUAUUACAGAACCCCUCCUAUUCAUUCCCAUCAUUGAAUACACACAUAUCUUGAAAUAGAUAGAAAUCAGUUCCCACAUUCUUUAGGCAUGUGGUAGUCCAAUACUGCUAAAAAGAAUAAUAUUGUACUACAUAAUAUUAAACGUUUUUGGAAUUCCAAAAGGCCAAACCAAAACCAAGUUUACAAGCAUCAGACUUGUAAAAUUGAUAGUAAGUCCACGGCUUUUGGCUGCUAGUAUGGUAUUCAGAAUUAAAUGGACGUCAUUAGUGUCACAAUUGAAGCGCUCAUAAAUCAUAAUGGCCACAAAAUAGGAUGUAGAUAGUAUUCAUUCAUUGCGAAUCAUAUAAGCUAGGAUAUUGGUUAUUCAAUAUUCAUG
This is a messenger RNA of Arachis ipaensis, 2161 nucleotides long. Its product is annotated as squalene monooxygenase SE1. The record is from RefSeq and is a predicted model, not a curated record. Gene Ontology annotation, cellular component: endoplasmic reticulum; membrane. NCBI's taxonomy places the organism in Eukaryota, Viridiplantae, Streptophyta, Magnoliopsida, Fabales, Fabaceae. Gene Ontology annotation, biological process: sterol biosynthetic process. Gene Ontology annotation, molecular function: squalene monooxygenase activity; flavin adenine dinucleotide binding.